Myzus persicae (green peach aphid) is the source of this 945-nucleotide messenger RNA. RefSeq names its product putative nuclease HARBI1. The transcript is spliced from 4 exons. Bases 1 to 945 code for a protein of 314 amino acids. The record is from RefSeq and is a predicted model, not a curated record. Lineage: Eukaryota; Metazoa; Arthropoda; Insecta; Hemiptera; Aphididae.
AUGGAUAAUUCUAAUGAGCGUGAUUUAGUUAUCAACAAUGCUAUACAACAAUGCUGUGAUAUUAUAUUUUCCUCUUCGUCUGAUGACAGUGAAGAUGACGGCAAUGAAUAUGAAUAUGUAGUACAUUGUUUAGAAAGUAUAGAAACUAAAACUGCAAUACCCAUGUUGCAAAAUUAUGUUGAAACGAUCGUACCACUAUUCAAUGAUGGCCAAUUCAAAGCUCAUUCCAGAUCAAUUUGUGAAAAAUUUGAUGUGGGGCGGGCAACUGCAUUAAGAUGUAUCAGAAGAGUCAUUGUUGCUUUGGAAAUUUUGACACCAGCUUUCAUAACUUGGCCAAGCGAGGAAAAAGCUGAGGAAAUUAAAAAUGGAUUUUUCUCUACCAGCACUUUUCCAAAUGUGCUUGGUGCAAUUGAUGGGACACAUAUUAACAUUCCUGCACCUCAUGACCACCAAGAAGCUUAUGUUAAUAGAAAAGGAUACCAUUCAAUUCAAUUAAAAGCCGUGUGUGAUAAUAAAUUUUGUUUUAUUCAUUGCUAUGCUGGGAAUGUUGGUUCAGUACACGACCAACGGGUUUUCAGAUUAUCUGAACUGAAAAAUUACCUUGAUGACCCAACUAAAUUUCCUAGUAACACUCAUUUGAUUGGUGAUGCCGCUUAUACAUUACAUGAACAUUUACUAGUACCAUACCGUGACAAUGGGCAUUUAACUCAAAAGCAAAAGAACUUUAACUUUUGUCAUUCCUCUACCAGGAUGGCAAUUGAACGUUCUUUUGGUUUCCUUAAAGGGCGAUUUCGAAGUCUUCUGACAACCUUAGAUAUGGAACGUGUACACGAAACCCCACCUGUGGAUGUUAAUGUACAAGUGAGAGAGUUGGUUGCAAUUAAUCAUCAAGGAGAAAUUAAGAGGGAUAAUAUUUGUGAUAAACUACCUCUUCGACAUAUAUAG